Annulohypoxylon truncatum is the source of this 4667-nucleotide messenger RNA. Its product is annotated as cell division control protein. NCBI's taxonomy places the organism in Eukaryota, Fungi, Ascomycota, Sordariomycetes, Xylariales, Hypoxylaceae. Gene Ontology annotation, molecular function: ATP binding; protein serine/threonine kinase activity. Gene Ontology annotation, biological process: protein phosphorylation. Bases 211 to 4539 code for a protein of 1442 amino acids. Gene Ontology annotation, cellular component: cytoplasm. The record is from RefSeq and is a predicted model, not a curated record. The transcript has 13 exons.
CCGUUUACUCGACAUAGAGCUGCAUUAUCCUAGCAUUGGUGGGAAGAGAAGACAUUUGGUAUAGGUGGAAUGUGAAAAGAAACUCCUGACCUUACGGCCGCCCACGACGCGUGCACCGCCCCUCCUUCACGCUUCCGCUUCGACGAAUCUCGAUAGACGACCGCAUCCAGGGCCUAGGGAGGGGGAGACGACAUUGUACACAACGUGGCCAUGGCGCCUAGCUCGGGGCAUGGCCCCCAUCCAUCCAACGGUUCGGCCUCGGGCGAUAGACGUUACAGCGCAGUAAACGGAAAACCCCAAGCUGCCGUCGCGGCCAGACACGACAGAACACCUAAUACCCCAAGAAAGGAAAGCGGCGGACGAGAGAAGGCCUUACAAGAUCCAGGUCUAAGAGAUUAUCGUCUAGGAGAAUGUCUAGGCAAAGGAGCUUUUGGCUCCGUCUACAAGGCCAUCCAUUGGGGCACCGGCGAGGCCGUGGCGGUAAAACAGAUCAAGUUGGUGAACCUACCAAAGAGUGAACUUCGAAUGAUUGAGGCUGAGAUCGACCUCUUGAAGAAUUUGAAUCACGAUAACAUCGUUAAAUACAUUGGGUUUGUCAAAUCAACGGACUGCCUCAAUAUUAUCCUAGAGUACUGCGAAAAUGGUUCUCUACACUCGAUAUGCAAGGCUUAUGGCAAGUUCCCGGAGAACUUGGUUGGAGUAUACAUGACCCAGGUUCUCCAAGGUCUUCAGUAUCUGCACGACCAGGGUGUUAUUCACAGAGACAUCAAAGGCGCCAACAUAUUAACGACUAAAGACGGCAAAGUUAAGCUUGCAGACUUCGGCGUAUCGACUAGUACCCUCGCCGGACCCGACAAGGAAGCUCAAGUAGUAGGAACCCCGUACUGGAUGGCCCCGGAGAUAAUUGAGCUUUCCGGUGCCACGCCGGCUUCUGAUAUCUGGAGUUUGGGAUGUACCGUCAUCGAGCUAUUAUCUGGCAAACCUCCGUACUACCAUCUUCAGGCGAUGCCCGCAUUAUUUGCUAUCGUUAACGAUGACCAUCCACCUCUUCCUGAAGGGGUAUCUUCGGCGGCGCGAGAUUUUCUUAUACAGUGCUUUCAGAAGGACCCCAAUUUACGUGUCUCCGCAAGAAAGCUUUUGAAGCAUAAUUGGAUUGUGGGCUGCCGUCGGAGUGACGCUCCGGUGGCCAAAGCACCUGGCAACUUCAGUCAGGCGGUCGAGGAGGUUAAACAAUGGAAUAAAGCUCUCACCUCCUCUGAAACCAACCUUAGAGCUUCUGGAGGAUCCGACUCUUCAAUGCCUUUGCAUCAUGGUCACCCUACAUCUCGAUUCACGUCACAAGACCAGCCUAGGUCUAACAUGCCGACGCCUUCGAAAGCGCCCUUUCCUCUCGGAAAGCCAAAGCUCACCGCCGAAGACUUUCGAUCUCCCGAACUUGCAGAUGACGACAAUUGGGACGAUGAUUUUGCAACGACGUUCUCACCCAAUGCCUUGAGGCUUCCUAUGAAGCCCCAGGACCACUUUGGUGGCUUGCUUUCGGCUGAUCGUCUGAAAGCUUUCGCAUCUAUGGAUAACUCGCGUGAGAUUUCUGUUAACUGGGACAAUGACUAUGAUGGCGAGCUUAUGACAAUGAAAAAAGUACCGCCCAUUCAAGAGGAAGAUCCACAGGAGAAGACGAUCCGACCCAACUGGAAGAUGACACCCAAGCCUGAAAAGACCGAUUCUAAGCAGCAACCGCCGAAGUCCUCUCCCCGGAAAAGAUCAACAAAUGGUCACCAGAGAGAGAAAUCUCAACCCAAAAGCCAACUUGGUGGUACCAAAUUUGAGCUACCUUCGCGCCCUGAUCUGGCAUUUAGGGAACAAUCGGUGGAGGAUUAUUCAGAUCUUUUCGAUGAUAACGACAGUGUUUUUAACCAACGAUUGAACUUAGCGAAAAAGCCUGAUACGCCUCAACUCUUUCACCCUUCAGAUCUCACUAGUUUGCCGCGUUCUAUGCAAUCUCCCGUCUCGGGAACCUCAAGAAGGCAAUCUUCGGCGCGACCAUCAGUACUUCCCGAUCGUCCUAUGCAAAGGUCAAAUUCGUCUAUUGAGAUCCAGAAGUUUGCCGAGGACGAAGAAGACGAAGAUUUCUCAGACAUCUUUGGACCAGGUGGCAACUUGGCCGAAAAGGAAGAGAGCGAUCGAGGAUCUGAAGACGGUAAUCUAGUACUAUCGCGAUUAUCUAGUAACUCUUGGCUCGGCGAUGACGAGGACGAAGACGAUCCUUUCGCAUCUAUGGACCCAGAUUGGGACGAAAUGGAUCUAGAAGCAAACAUCGCCCGCGACCGAUCCGCGCGGCUUGCGGAGAAGAUCGAAGAACUCGUCGGUUCGCUUAAGACCACCGAGGGUGAAGAGACUCUUCUUGAAUUGUCGGGAGAUUUGCUAGGUUUACUUUACGAGCACAGAGAGGUCAAGAAUCUAAUCAUUAGCGCCCAUGGACUACUUCCUAUUCUCGAGAUCCUUGAACCAUGUACCGCUAAGAGCAAGCAACGAAUGAUCUUGCAACUGCUGCAAGUUGUCAACACGAUUAUUUUAGAUGACAUCGAGCUGCAAGAGAAUCUUUGCUUCGUUGGCGGUAUCCCGAUCAUCACGAAGUUUGCGGCCCGGCAAUACUCUAAUGAAAUCCGCUUAGAGGCUGCAGCCUUUGUAAGACAGAUGUAUCAAACUUCCACCCUGACACUGCAGAUGUUUGUUAGUGCUGGCGGUCUCAAUGUCCUGGUGGAGUUCUUAGAUGAAGAUUAUGACAGUGCAAGAGACCUUGUGCUCAUCGGUGUCAAUGGUAUUUGGAGUGUGUUUGAGCUUCAGGGACCUACCCCGAAGAAUGACUUCUGUCGCAUCUUCUCGCGAAGCAAGAUCCUUGAUCCUCUUGCUCUGGUUCUCCAUCGUGUCCUUGACGAGGAUUCUGAGAAUGAGCUUACGGAAUUGAUUGAAGGUCGUAUAGUGAACAUCUUCUAUCUGUUCUCGCAAGCUGAGAACUAUGUUAAAGAGAUGGUGGCUGACCGACAAGUGUUAAAGAGCAUCCUAAAGGAUCUACGUCGUAUGACACCAGCCCAUCAGAUCACGAUGCUGAAAUUCAUCAAGAAUCUCUCGAUGCUCUCUACGACGCUUGAAGCUCUCCACGCUGCAGACGCUAUUGAUCUCCUUAUCGAAUUACUCAGCAAUAGCAUGAAGAAUGGCCAUCCUCAUUUCCGCGAGAUUUCGAACCAGGUAUUGAACACAAUGUUCAACCUCUGCCGUUUGAGCAAGGACCGCCAAGAGUAUGCGGCUGUCAAUGGAAUUAUUCCAUUGUUAUUGGAGAUUAUGAAGACGGACCGUCCUCCGAAGGAAUUCGCCCUACCUAUCUUGUGCGACAUGGCCCACUCGGGAAGCAAGGGACGCCGAUUCUUGUGGCAGAAUAAGGGCCUCGACUUCUACAUCUCUCUCUUGGCAGAUCAGUACUGGCAGGUUACUGCGCUGGACGCUAUUUUCGUUUGGUUGCAAGAGGAGACGGCCAAGGUAGAAGGUCAUCUUAUCAACUGCCAGUUCACGGACGCCAUUGUUUCUUGUUUUAACACGCACAAGAUCAACGCGUUCGAUCCUAAUCUUUUGGAACCUCUGCUCAAGGUUCUUCGAAUCUCCCCAUCGUUGGCCGCAUCACUGGCUAAAUCAGCUAUGUAUUCGGGAAUAGCGCAGAAGCUUUCCCACAAGAAGGCUGUUGUUCGUUUGAACCUACUCCGUCUCGUCCGAAACAUACUCGAGGCACGAGAAUCGGAUUACUUUGCAGAUCUGCGAAACAAGCAGCUUGGAUCUCUGGUGGAUGCCAUCAGAAUCCUGGCUGAGAAGGAUUCUGCUGUGCUGGUUCGAAACCUAGCAUCUGAUCUGGUCUCCCUUAUAGAUGGAGGUCCCGACCAGUUUGCCGUACCUACAUCGGCGCCACAGGCCGCAGCGUCUAAUCGUGCGCGAUCUGGAGGAAGACGAAUAUAUACACCCCCUUCCCUUCAUUCCUCUACCUCAGUCCCCAUUACUCCUACGCAAGCCCCGCGUGGUCCUCACGCUCACUCUCAGUCUGCCGCCUUUAUCGAAGUGGCAUCGAGCGCUAGACGAUCGGCUGCUUCUCUUGCCCCAGAGCGUGAGCAUGUCGCAUAUCGUCCUAAAAGCAGAGAUGAUCUCACUAGCAAUUCUAGCGCACAGGUCAGUAGCCCCCGCCGAGCUAGUAGCGACAUUCAGGCGGGUAGCAGCUUGACUUCUAGCAAGAGCAGAGCACCUAGAACCCCAGGAAUCUAUGUCUCGCGACCUAGCUUAGGCGUCCCUACAGGCAUGCCCCGAAGCGAAAGCUUGAUGUCCAAUAAGGAAAACAUCGAAAGCGCCGCGGAGGGACCUCGACGACACGGAAGCCGAUUAUCUGUAUCGGAGUCUGGCAAUAUUGCCACUACCGGCGCUAGUUCAUCAACACGAUCUACAUCCGGGAAGCAGAGACGAAGCCGCGCCCCUAGUGAGGGCAAGCAGAAGUGGGGUACCUAGCCAUACCCUAUUACCUAUCCCCUAUGAUGAAUUAAAGGAACCUCGUAUGAAGAGGUUCGAAACGAAGUAUUAUUAUGAAUGAGGAUUGCAUCGAUGGAGACAUGGGGUCACAUGACAUGAAGAGUCAC